CUUUAAACAGCCACAUCACAUGGAGAUCUGGUUACAGAUAGGGAAUGAAAUAAAGGGAGCUGCGAGAAUUUGGUUGUAUCCCAGGUUGAACAGACUCUGCCUAGCACACACCUGACUCCCUUAUCUUUCAUCAUGACUUUCAACGGUAACUGGAAAGUAGACAGAAGUGAAAACUAUGACACAUUCAUGGAAGUUAUGGGUAAGUGCAAAGCAUUAUAUUAUAUUUACAUAGAAGUAAGUUGCAAACAAUCUUUCAAUUGCCUUUUGCUUUGAGGAUUUUAGAAUAGUCUGUAUUGCUCAGGAACAUGUAUGUAGCAAACAGGGCUAUUCACUGAACUGCACAUUUUAGUGAAAUGCGAAUGCAAAAAUGUAAGGCUAGUAUAACCAAGCUAUGUCUAAUAGGGGUUUAUGCUGGGUAACUUGGAAAAGUUACUUUAUUAAACAAAAGAAUUGUAUUUAUUAAAUCAGGUCACUUUUUCAGACACAGAUUUGGCACUCUUUAGUAUAGCUAUGGGUAGCCAUCUGAUCGACUGAGAAUCAUGGGAAACAAAUUACCCAGAAGCUAAAGUGCUAGAGGUAGUUUUGGUAUAUCACUGUUUUAGUGCAGACAUUAUGUCAAAUACUAUAAACAGAAAAUAGUAUAUACACUACAAAAUAAAACGUAUAACUGGAAGAAUUCCUAGGUGUACCUCACAGACACCCAAGAAACAAUGUGAAAUAAUGAAAAAGUGGAAAACACCCAGAAUACGUGUAGGUUACUAUAUAAAAUAUAUAACAACCUGAUGGAAAGUGAAAUCCGUAUGAAUUCUGUAUAAAAAUCAGAAAUUUGACAUAGCGUGAUACAGUUAAGUAAUUCAACUUUAUGAAUAAAAAUGAUUAUAGAUGCACUCACAAACGCGCGUGAAAUAGAGCUUCUCGCCCACCCAGGGGCAGUAUGUAAUCCGAUGGAUGAAUUAGAGAAUUACCUCAUAGGAUAUAUAAAAAUAAAGGAAAAAACAGAAUAGUGAAGUUUGUUAUAAAAAGGACAAAAUCACAUUUAUUGGUCACACUUACAUGUGUGUAAAUCACAAAGAGCGUAUCUCUCAAUAACUUGGAACUCCAUGCAAUGUUGUCAUCAACGUACUGGAUAUUUUAUAUUGUUUUAAUUGUUUUAUUUGUAUUUUUGGCUACUCAUUUAUAACUACUCCUGUUCAUCCCUAUUCCUGGAUUGAUGACAACAUUGCAUGGAGUUCCAAGUUAUUGAGAGAUACGCUCUUUGUGAUUUACACACAUGUAAGUGUGACCAAUAAAUGUGAUUUUGUACUUUUUAUAACAAACUUCACUAUUCUGUUUUUUCCUUUAUUUUUAUAUAUCCUAUGAGGUAAUUCUCUAAUUCAUCCAUCGGAUUACAUACUGCCCCUGGGUGGGCGAGAAGCUCUAUUUCACGCGCGUUUGUGAGUGCAUCUAUAAUCAUUUUUAUUUAUAAAGUUGAAUUACUUUACUGUAUCACGCUAUGUCAAAUUUCUGAUUUUUAUACAGAAUUCAUAUGGAUUUCACUUUCCAUCAGGUUGUUGUAUAUUUUAUAUAGUAACUUACACGUAUUCUGGGUGUUUUCCACUUUUUCAUAUUUUCAUUAUGUCAAAUACCAUCAGUUGUUUGCAUUACUUCAUAGAAUGUUUUUGAAAGAUCUGAUGAAAAUCAGAGGUUUUCACUAAAGUGUGAAUUGUGAUUUUAAAGUAAAUACAAACAGGAAUCGUCAGGAAUUCAAAGUAAGUUCAAAGUAAAUUUCGAAUUUUUUAAAGUGAGUUUUGCUUUCAGUUGAGCCAUUUUUCCCAAUUUAAUUUUUAUUCACUUUGAUUUCUCAGCUAUUUUUACUUUAGUAAACAACCCUGAAAGUAAAUUUAAAAAUGUAUAAAUUUUAUAAAAUGUACACUUGCCUCCAGCCAUUGGUGAGUGAAAAUGUAGCCAUUGGGAGUAGGAACUCACCUCCAGUGAGUGUUUGAUGUACCCUCCAGACCUGCGAGUAACAUUUUAAGACUUGCCAUGGUUAAAAUGAAUUGCAAGUUUCGGAGUUAGAAAAGGUCUCCAACAUAGCUAUAGUCUCCUAAAGCUCUCCAACACAGCUAUGAAAAUUUUGAUUUUCAUGUUUUAAUUAAACUACAGUUUGGAGUUAGAGGAAAAAGCAUGCCUGUCUAGGUCCAAUAUGAUUAGUUAAUAGUUGUUAGCAAUCUGUCCACGAUGAUCUUGUUUUUGUGAGUUAAGACUAAGGUUAAAGGGGUGUGCACACAAACAUUUUAUACGUUUAACAGCAGACGUAAAGAAGAUAUGUAAAUGCCAGUUUUGUUAGAUUUUUUUCCCCACUUUACAGCAUAUGGUAGUAAAAUAAAAAACAAAUGACAAAUUAUUAGUAAAAAGAUUUCAUUUUAUCAAAAUCUUCACAGCUUGACUAUUUUAGUCUGAAUUUUGCAAAUAAGUUUUUCAAUUUAUUACCAGUCCAGUGGGUUAUAAUUACUUCAGUGGGUUUCCUUCUAUGGAUAACUGGUGUUUGAGAACUUCUUCUACCUUCAUCUAAACGCUCUUUUCUGUGGAAGUGCCAUCAGUAAAAUAAGCAAUGUGAACUAUUUUCUAGGUGUCAAUAUCAUGAAGAGAAAGCUGGCAGCUCAUGACAACCUGAAGAUCACCAUUCAGCAGGACGGAGAUAAAUUCAGUGUUAAAGAAUCCAGUACGUUCCGAACAAUUGAAAUAAAUUUCACUCUUGGAGUCUCCUUCGAUUAUGCCCUGGCUGAUGGAACAGAGCUCAGUGUAAGUUACAACUGGUCUAUAUAUCUACCCAGCCUGAACCAACUUGUCUUAGGGUUAUGUUCAAUCAUUCAAACAGAAGAAGGGUUUAUUAAGGCUAUGUUUGCUAUUUUUUUUUGUUUUUGUUUAUUCAGGCUGUGAAUUAUUGUGAACUUCAAACUGACCAAAAAUCUGGACAGACAUUAUUAUGGGUUUUUUCCAAUUCAGCUAUUUGUCUUCUAAAUUCACUUUGAAUUUAUGAAAACUCCCACUUUAAUAAACAACCAUGGGGUUUAUUCUCAAACUGAAAUCUGGACCAAACAAGCUAAUCUUGAAUAAUUCUCCAAUUUGUCUAUAGUCACAACUUGGCUGCUUUAGCCUAAAUGUUGACAUUCAUAUUUUAAUUGACUAUAGUGUGGAGUUUAGUAAUUAUACCUGCCCUUCUAGGUCCAAUAUGAGUAGUUAACAACCAUUACCAAACCUUCCAUAAAUUUAAAUGAUCGUGUUAGUGUGAGAUAAGACUGCCGCUAAGUGUGUGCACACAAGCAUUUUGUACAUAUUAUAGCAGAUUAAUGACAGAACAUUAAGACAGAACAAGUACACAUACCCUCGGUCAAACAGACCAAGUCAACAAAAGAUGAAUAAGGUGGCAGGUUCAGUUUAUUCAUUUAACAUGGGAAUUUUGAAGAGGUAAAACUAAAAGGAGCUUAUGUGUCACCACCGGAAAAGGUGAAAGGUGGGUUGGGUGGGGUUGGUUUGGGAGUGGUGAGGAGGGACUCUAUUAUGCUUUGUUGGUUGUUUAUUUUAUAUUUUUGAAUUUCAAAAGAAAACAUGUUUGACAAAGAAAAAUGAUCUCUGUGAAGAACAAGUGAAAUGGUCCUUAUACAUCAAUUAGAAUGCACAAUGAAAUUUAGUUGAUAUAGCUAAUUGUCAAUGCAAAUACACACUAUUAGUUUGUAUAUUUUUUCAGUUCGGGGGUUAUACUACAAAAUAAACAGAUUUUUUUUCCAUCGCCAUACACUGUGACAUGCAAAGUUAGCUUGUUUUUACAAGAUGCGUCAUCCCUUUUGCUAGUCAAAUGUUAGUCAUCACUAAUGUCUAAUGGACAAGCCAGCGGAGCUCCACUGUCAAUUCUUUUCUUGUUACAAGCGAAGCUUGUAGGAUUUAGGCAUUGAUGAGUGAGAGAUAUGCUCUAUUAAGCUCCCCAACUGGAAAUAUGCAGAGACCCAUAAAAGUGAGAUUCUUUGCAACAAACCUUAAUUCUUUGUUUAGUGAAAAAACUCCUAAGUAUAUCGCAAUGAUUCCCACAAUCUUUUUUAAGUAAAUAACUGACCAAUGAUUAGCAAGCAUGGCCCAUAAAACAAAUUCAACCUCACUUUAAAAGAAUGUUGUUCCUUGAGAGUCUGGUGGGCCAUACCCACUUUAGAAUUCUAAUAUAUAAUGUCACAUGAAUGAACAUAUCUCCAGUGUAUCGCUCAUUAGCCCAUCAUCUCAACGAGUCUUUCUUUAUGGUGCACAUUUAUGUUGUUUCAAAUACAGAAAUCAAUUUUCUUGAACUGCAUAAAAUGUUCAGAUUGUGCUGAUCUCCUUGUUAUAUAUUUAUAUACUGAUUUUUCUCAAUCUCUUCCAACAGGGUUCUUGGGUAAUUGAAGGAGAUAAGUUGGUUGGAACAUUCAGCAGGAAAGAUAAUGGAAAGCAAUUGAAGACACACAGAGUAAUAGUUGGAGAUGAGCUUGUUCAGGUGAGUUUCAAACGAGUCUUGCAUUAUGGAGAGACAGUAAAGAUAAAGAUAGCAUGGAGUGUUAAUGUAUCUGUGUCAGUUUUAUAGUAUUAAAGGUUUUCAAUUAAAUUUGCAUUGCAUCUUUGGCUUAUCAUAAUUAAUAUAUUCCUUUUUAUUUAUUUCAGACUUAUUUAUAUGAGGGAACCGAAGCUAAGAGAAUCUUCAAGAGAGCCUAAGAGUUUUUCCAAAUUGCCCUUCGCCCCACAGUUUAUUACUACUACAUUGGCUUGACAUCAAAUUUUGUGUUAUAACAGUUUACGAUGCUUGUCCAAAACAGUUAAAAGAAGAUACACACAUUGUAAAUAUUACUCAUAGCUUCAUUCAAGUAAAACUGUUCUUAGGAUUAUUUUCAUUGUGUUCAAUAAAUUGUGUUCUUAAAAACGUG
Messenger RNA from Pelobates cultripes (western spadefoot toad), 4922 nucleotides. The record is from the annotation of a GenBank genome assembly. Lineage: Eukaryota; Metazoa; Chordata; Amphibia; Anura; Pelobatidae.